CGGAUCAAGACAUCGAAAGCAGACUGGGUGACGACUAGUUUUGUGCAAGAAAUACUGCUCCAUGUGAGAGGUUGAUAACUUCUUCUGGCAUUCAGCGGGACGUGUCUGUUUGAUACUAACACUGGAUUAAGGACUUGACAGGGGCAGCUGAAAAGCAAACCCAGAGCCACUGCGAAGUGAACAGCUGAGGACCAGCACGUGAAGAACCAGAUGAGUAGGCGCGUUCAGCUCAGCUCUGCUAACACCGGAGGGGGCAUCGCGAUCCGGAGGAGCCUCAUGUGACUCGCUGACAAACUGUAGCCGUACACCCGCGGGCUGCUCUCGCCGCCGCCGCCGCCGCCGCCGCUCGUGGUGGUCAUGUUGAUGGAGGGGGCUGCUUCUUCAUCGCGCCAGCCUUGACGCGAAGUCGAGCCGGUGAGACGGCAGGGGAAACGCGCAGUCAACAGUGGUCGUCUUGUGUUUACAGAGCAGGGGUACUUUCACGGAUUUCAUCACGAUGACUUGGAGAGGAGGGCGAACGCGGUCGUUUUAUCGACCAGUCCACUCUUUACACUAAAGCCGAUAUUGUGUGUGACCUGCGGACUCGGAGGAGAAGCAAAGGUGAUGACCUGGAUGGUGCCAUGUGAAUGACUGAAGACCAUGAAGCCCACACACAAGCUGCUGUUCGUCCUUUGCCCCAUGCUGGUCCUGGGCUUUAUUUACUACUCCUCCGGGAAGCUACAUCUCCACGUAUGGGGCCAGAAGCCUCAGGGUGAUGCAGAAGAGACAACUGUAGUCCUGACUAAAGGGACUGAAGUGAAAAGAAUUCCAGAGUUGGAUACGGACAUCGCCGUGGGACGAAUAGUAGGCUCAGUGUAUGAUAAGCAGGGCUUUCUGCUGCAGCUGGACACAAAACUGCCACCAGAGUUGGCAUACAAGUAUGGCAACCUCAGCGAAGGAGUGUGCAAGCCAGGAUACGCAGCAGCCAAGAUGACCGCCAUCUAUCCUAAGUUCAUGAAACCAGCCCCCAUGUUUCUUGAUCGGAACUUCAAACGUCUAGCAAAAGUCAACAGUUACUUACCUCCAUUUGGAUUCAAAACGCAAGAGAGAAUCAUAGACAGCAUUUUAACUACCACGAAAAAUUAUGGACUCGGAGAGGAGCUAGACAGUCUCAGCUGUAAAAGAUGUAUCAUCGUGGGCAACGGCGGCAUCCUGUCCAACAAGUCUCUGGGCUCCCGUAUAGAUGACUACGAUGUUGUAGUGAGGUUAAAUGAAGCCCCAGUAACUGGUUAUGGCAAAGAUGUUGGGACCAAAACCACCAUGAGGAUAACCUAUCCAGAGGGAGCGAUCCAGAAGCCUGAAAACUACGAAAAAGACUCACUUUUUGUUUUUUCUGCUUUUAAACCGCUGGAUUUCAAGUGGCUCAGACAGAUGGUCUUCAAGGAGAAACUGAGGGGCACAGAGGGUUUUUGGAAGUCGGUGGCUCACUAUGUGCCUCGGGAGCCGACGGAGAUAAGAAUCCUCAAUCCCUACUUCAUCCAGGAGGCUGCCUUCCAGUUCAUAGGCCUGCCCUUCAACAAUGGCCUAAUGGGCAAAGGGAACAUUCCAACGUUGGGAACAGUUGCUAUAACGAUGGCUCUGCAUAACUGUGAUGAGGUGGCGGUGGCUGGUUUCGGCUAUGACAUGAACAUGCCCCACGCACCUCUGCACUACUACGAGACUGUCAAGAUGUCCGCCAUAAAAGAGUCAUGGACACACAACAUAUCCAAGGAGAAGGAGUUCCUCCGCAAGCUGGUGAAGGCCAACGUCAUCACAGACCUGACCAACGGUAUCUGAGUUUACACCCAAUCACAGUCUCCUUCUGCCUUUUCCAAAAGACUACUCAACAGGAAGCGGGGAAACCGUGACAAUCCGGGUGGCCUGCACACCGUCUGGGUUUUCAUAUCAAAGGAGAUGAUUUAAAAAAAACAAACAAAAAAGAGAUACCAGAGGGUUUCUGUGGAGAGAUGCACACAUGUGCCUUCUGAACCAAAGACUCCUGCUGACUGAAGCAGGGAGGGGGGGGACAUGGGGUGGACUGGAUCUGCCCGCUUCCUGUCUCACCAGGAGACAGUCGCAGGAAAGGUCUGCCGGCCCCACGCUUCAACACCCCCACCCCGCCCCUCACCCCACACACCCCACGUCACCGAAGAGCAGAGGUGACACGUUGACAUGCGGAUGUCAGUAUUCCUCCGGACUGACUGACAAACUUGAAGAGGGGGCGAGCAGAGAGGAAUGAGACGAGGACUGCGAGAGAGCGUGUGCGUGGAUGGGUUGGGUAUUAGCAGUGCCAAACGUACCUCGUACAGGGGGAGAGGUCACCCUCCUCUCCUUUUGCUGCCUGAAUGUAUUCACUUUCAUCAGUGUAAAUAUCAAAGAUUUUUACUGUGCUUUUUAACAAGCUGCAGCAGACCCCCCCCACCCCCAUCCCGCACCGGCCAUUUGUCCAUUCAUUCGUUCGCUUUUUUACUAUCUGUCCACGGGCCCAAACUAACACUUGCCAACCCAGAUGACGCAAAUACGUCGGCGAGGGUCACCCUCCACACAGACUGUUAUCACCUCGAGACGCUAACGUUAGAGUGUUUUUAGUAAAAUACAGACUUGAGUUUUUGCAGCUUCCUCUGUGAAGUCCUCCGUCUGUGAGGGAAUACGAUUAGUAUCAGCCAGACGGUUCUACACAGAGGUUGUGUGUGUUCUUCUGACCUCUGGAUGGUUAGUUACUCCCAUGUGGCUGAAAGGUCAUCAAAAAGAUAACAAAUUAAAUAUAAAUACAGAUAGAUUAUUUAAAAGUGUUUGUAUGUUUUGAGUUAAAAGUCUAAAUCUGUUACUUUUAAAUAAUCAUUUUAGUUAUGAAAGAUUCUCUUCACUAAAUGCCAUCGAAAUCAUGUAUCUGGAAAACAUGUAUUUUUGUACCAGCUCUGGCAGGUGAGCCCAAAAGUGAAACAUCUCUCUUUCUCUCUUCCCGUGUCUUCGUCCGCCCUUCGUCUUCAUCAGCUGUGAGCCUCCAGGCUGCGGCGCAGACACAGCAGCGUGUCCUGCCUGGCGACGGAGAGCGCGUUCUGUAUGUUGCAUCACCUUUUCCAACCUCGUGUCGCUGCAGAUUUUCUUGUUCUUCAGUAAAUGGUGAAAUCUCGGAUUGUAGAAUAUAAAUAUAUAUAUUUUUGUUCUUAGGUUAAUUUUAAUUAUUUAUUUUGUUAUAAAGUCCCAGCGUGUAGGCCACAGGCGAGCCUACUUCCUGUUGUUUUUGUUCAGAGAAAACGCAGAAGUUUUGAAUUUGUGUUUCUUUCGAACCCCCCGCCACGUGCUUCCUCAGAGGCUGCGUCGUCCUUCCAGUUUGCCGCAGAAGCUGCGUUGUGCUUGAACCCAUCGAUGAAUCUGUUUUGAAUUGGAGGUUUUGAAUGUUGUUUGCUUUAUGCAGUUUAUGUUAAGACAAUACACGUGCUCUUCUGCGACAAUGGACACGUAAUAGAAAUUUCUAAAAGUUGGGGGAAUCUAAUGAGACGAUUAUUGCUCAAUCUCAGAUGCACGGUCCAUGUGCUGCUCAGGCCUUUGCAGAUGAAGGUUCUGCCACAUGCUUUUCAGUAUUUCAACACUGCAUUAACAUAAAGUCCUCAGUAUUACACAACCACACCCUUUGCUUCUCCCUCUGCUUCUCUGAUGUGAGAAUGUCAGGAUGUCACAUCUGUUUGCUUUUUGUCAUUUUAUCAAAUGAAUGCGAUAAUCAGCUUUAUAUAGUGAUGGUGCAUUUAAAUACUGCUUUACCAAAGCAGGCUUCUGUUGUUUUACUCUGUUUUUUUUUUUUAACUUCAUCAGAUGACAGUUGAGUGAGGUUGUCAGUUAUUUUCUGUUUCUGCUUCUUCUUUGAAACGCUCAUAUUUACUUUACAUUGUACACACACACACACACACACACACACACACACACACACAGGUUCACUACCAUGACUCUCAAUCAGCGUUUCUUGAUUAGUUUUCACAAACCUUGCUGGAAUCGUGCAGCAGCGUGUCCUACCCGAUCCCUUCAGAGCGGUUCCACUGGGUUUGAAGGAAUGGAUGACUUUUUGGAAACUAGGCCCUGUUUGGGAGCAAAGGUACAGGGAACAGCUGACCAUUGCACUAUCAUGAGGCGCUCUCAGUGCCUUACACCUCAUCACCUGGAAACUGUAGCGAGGAGUUUGACAUGGGAAAGUAACUGCAGCUUGAUCCAGCAUGUAAGAUGAGCUCCAGGUCAGGACGGGUCACUCCUCCGUGUCUGUGAUUUGGGACCAGUCCAUUUCAUGUCUGUACUCUAUAUACAAUCUUAGAAGACUUGAAGCUCCGUACUGGUGCUGGUGUAUGUUUUAGCCCAUAAAAGUGUUUUAAUGCAAGAAAUGACCAAAUUGACUUUUUCUUCAUCUGUGGUUGCUAAUUGUUUGUCUGUGACAUUACUCAUCAAUACUGCGGUUUUUGGCAGCUUACUAUGAAAGGGGCACUCCACCAACUUCACACAUGAAGUUCAGUGUACUUCUCAUGGGGGGUACAACUCAGCCUCUGAUAACAGUUAUAUAAUGCGUCCUAUUGCUCUGGAGGAGCUUUCGUAAGUCUGAGAAAAUGUAGAAUCUGGGGUUUGUUUGAGCGUGACCCUUACUGGGGACUAACAGUCAGGAUAUCUUCCUCUCCGCUGCUACGAUACUAAUCAACUCCUUUAAAAUCUGCCUCGUCAAACCCCCAACUUCAUGGAAGUGCAAUGCUAAAUCACUGGAGAACCGCUGUAAUGCUUGACUGCUUGAGCAUCCUUGAAUGACCGCCACAGGAGCAUGUUAUUAUAAUGGCAUUUGUGAAAAAUAAAGGAAAGUGUUGAAGAUUAUGAAUAAGAAACAGGUUUGAUUUUGCUGGAGGAAGAUUGUCAAAGUGUACUGAAAUCAUUUGAAACCAGCAGCUGCUUCGAAGGUAGAAGAUCAUUUAAAAUCUUAUUGUAUAUUUUGGAAAAUGGUCAUUGAUAACGAUAAAUGUGUGCAAUCUGUUGUGAGCGGGCUAAAAUCGACCACGCCAAAGCACCAGUAUGGUCUUUAAAGCUUUGAGACUGAGCAGAUGCUUAGUUGGAGUGAAUUCUUUUUCUGUUGUGUUUUUUUUUUCUCGAGGUUUAAUAUCUUUACGAAUGCUGGAGGAGUUCAAAUGGAUUGGACCCAAAUCGCCUCUUCUGAUAACCUGUUCAUAUUAAAGCCGAAUGUAUUCGCUUCUAUCAUUUAUCAUAUUUAUAAACCUUUUAUUUUAUUUUUUUACAUUUCACCAUCAUCAGUGGGAAGUCAACGUGAUCAAACGUGUUGCUUUCGUUUUUAUAUACAGUCGUAAAUGGCUUUCUGCAACUCAAUAAAUAAGUUUGUAAUUUGCCUGUG
Chelmon rostratus (copperband butterflyfish) is the source of this 5392-nucleotide messenger RNA. RefSeq names its product ST3 beta-galactoside alpha-2,3-sialyltransferase 3b (gene st3gal3b). Gene Ontology annotation, molecular function: sialyltransferase activity. The coding region runs from base 640 to 1815 and encodes 391 amino acids. The record is from RefSeq and is a predicted model, not a curated record. Lineage: Eukaryota; Metazoa; Chordata; Actinopteri; Chaetodontiformes; Chaetodontidae. The transcript has 15 exons.